AUGAGUUCUGCUCAAGGAAACGAAGCGGAAAAGAAUAUUGAGAUAUGGAAAGUCAAGAAACUCAUUAAGCGACUUGAGGCUGCUCGAGGCAAUGGAACCUCCAUGAUCUCGCUGAUUAUUCCGCCGAAAGAUCAAGUGUCUCGUGCUGCAAAAAUGUUGGCUGAAGAGUUUGGCACUGCGUCUAAUAUCAAAUCUCGAGUCAAUCGCCUAUCGGUGCUCUCCGCUAUUACCUCGACACAGCAGCGCCUGAAGCUUUACAACAAAGUUCCUCCAAAUGGCUUGGUUGUCUAUUGUGGUGAAAUUAUCACUUCUGAAGGAAAGGAGAGGAAGAUCAAUAUCGAUUUUGAGCCUUUCAAGCCCAUCAACACAUCCCUUUACUUAUGUGAUAACAAGUUUCAUACCGAGGCUUUGAGUGAGCUCCUCGAGUCUGACCAGAAAUUCGGGUUCAUUAUCAUGGACGGUAAUGGCGCCCUCUUCGGCACUCUGAGCGGCAAUACAAGGGAUGUGAUUCACAAGUUCUCUGUUGAUUUACCUAAGAAGCAUGGUCGGGGCGGACAGUCUGCGCUGCGUUUCGCCCGUCUUCGGGAGGAGAAGAGGCACAAUUAUGUCCGGAAAGUGGCCGAAUUGGCGGUGCAGAAUUUCAUCACAACCGACAAAGUCAACGUCGCAGGCUUGAUUCUUGCCGGAUCUGCUGAUUUUAAGAAUGACCUGAAUCAAUCCGACAUGUUUGAUAAUCGUUUGUCCAGCAAGGUCAUAAAAGUUGUCGACGUAUCUUACGGUGGCGAGAACGGUUUCAAUCAAGCCAUUGAACUUGCUUCUGAAACUUUGAGUAAUGUCAAAUUCAUACAGGAGAAAAAGCUCAUCGGCAAAUACUUUGACGAAAUCAGCGUGGACAGUGGAAAGGUUUGCUACGGAGUUGAUGACACUAUAAAGGCCUUAGAGGGAAGCGCCGUUGAAGUACUCAUCGUCUAUGAGAAUUUAGAAAUUACUAGGUGGGUGCUACGUACCUCGGGCGGAUCUGAGGUGAUCCUUCACACUAGUAAGGGACAGGAAGCGCAGCGAGAGCAAUUCUUAGACAAAGAAAGCGGACAAGACAUGGAGAUAGUGGAGCAAGGAUCUAUGUUGGAAUGGCUAGCGGAACACUACAAGGACUUCGGAGCGCAGUUGGAAUUCGUUUCCGACCGAUCUAGCGAAGGCAACCAAUUCGUCAAAGGCUUUGGUGGCAUUGGAGGGAUACUGCGCUACAAGCUCAAUUUUGAACAGCUUGCUGAACUUGAUGAAGAGGACGAAUUUUACGAUGGCGAGGCAGAAGUUCCAGACGACCGAGUCUCAAAAAGUCUGACGGCGCUUCGCUUCCAGCCUAGUAGCACGCGAACCAAUCUGCGCGUGAUCUGCACAGUAGACCUGGCCUCUCGGCAGGAGAUCAAGAUGGGAAUGUCAAUGGCAGGGUUGGUAAUCGCAGGUCUCCGAGACUCCGAGCCGGAAAAACCAAAAAACCCUCACGCUGGCUCGAAAUUUGGACCUCCUCCACACUUUGGUACGCCUAGCAUCGUUACAGAAAUGGCCGCACGAAUUGUUACCUUAAAUGGAUCUGGGGACGAGUCACCAAAGUCCGACCAAUCGCAGACAAGAUUCAGCACGCCAGUAUCUGAUCUGGAUGACCACCGCAAACAGACUUCGACGCGCUCUCGAGGGGACACGGUCGAUAGCCGACACAGCUUGCUGAAUGUUCCGGAUUUUUCAGAGAAGACUCAAUCUCAUUCGGGUCUGCUUCAAGUCAAUGAAGGGCUUCGUGACAUGCCAUCUCCCUCACGAGCUUCUGAACAUGCUAUGAUUGAUGAUGAUGUGAGCGCGCGUGGAGAACAUAUCAUUGAGCGUCAUGGCUCAAGCAGUCCUGUCACCACAAGGCGCGCGACUCUCCGGAACACGCGCACUCCCCCUCCCAAAUCGAGAGAUUCUUCUCCAUCAUCAAGAUCAUCUUCACCAGCAGAUUCUGUCGCUGCUUUUGCGGAGGGAAGACGCCGGGAGAGGAGGAACACAGUUGACAGCCGAGCAUCUGAUCUGGACCUACGUAUUCAUCGCACGAUAUCGGGUGCUUCAUAUCAUCAACGGCCAAGCUUCAAUAAUGGCAGCAUCCGUAACCCGACCAUCCAGGAUGACCGUACCUCUAUUCGAGCUGCAGAAGAGGAUGUGUGCUUUCCUACUGCAGAGGAACCAUCCAAAGCUUCCAAGAUUGAUUUCGAAGAGCUCGACGAGUAUGCUGCCAGUCAGGCUGUGAGUAGACUUCCCCUACAGCAUGGAUUCCGGCAGAAACAUAGCUUCAGCUGUGGCAGUGGGAAACCGAAGCGAGUAAUCGGUCUUCAAGCCAUGGCUAUCCCCACAAUCAAGACCCACAGUUCUCCUUCACUCAAGCAAAGCUCAGAUUGUGCGAUUGACGACAGUGACACGGUUCUGAAUGAAAAAUUAGAUGCAGCGACUGACGCUGCAUUGGGUGCUGAUGGUCUCAAGCCAAGACGGCCCAGUCUCACCGAAACUAUGCGUUACAGCUUCUUCUCUACAAACCUACAGCAGACCGUUCACGCUGCCGACUUCGUAGAUCUUCUGGCUCCUGGCGAGACUUUCCGAGACUUGUUCGAUAUCCCAAAAGACAAAGGCGCUUGGUGGCUGGAUAUCCUCAAUCCAGACGAAGAAGAAAUGGAAGUCUUGCAAAAAGCCUUCGGCAUCCACCGUUUGACUACUGAGGAUAUUAUCACACAGGAGCCCCGUGAGAAAGUGGAAUUGUUUGACCAAUACUAUUUCGUCUGCUUUAGAUCAUUCUUUCAGGUCGACGAGAAGCACGAGGAUUAUAUGGAGCCUGUCAACGUUUACAUGGUAGUUUUUCGAGAAGGCCUACUCACUAUCACGUAUGAGACAUCACCUCAUGCAGCCAAUGUUCGUAAGCGGAUUGGCCGACUAAGGGAUUACAUGGAAUUGACAGCUGAUUGGAUCUGCUAUGCACUGAUUGAUAACAUUGUCGACACGUUCGGUCCACCGAUCCACAAUGUCGAAAUUGAAGCCGAUACUAUCGAAGAUCAAGUCUUCGUCGCCCGCACCGAAGACUUCGCAUCACUCCUACGCCAAAUUGGCAAAUGUCGCAAAAAGGUCAUGUCACUGAUGCGGCUUCUCGGUGGCAAGGCAGACGUCAUCAAAGGCUUUGCAAAGCGCUGCAACGAACAGUACAGCGUCACUCCUCGUGGAGAAAUAGGCUUGUAUCUCGGCGAUAUUCAGGACCAUGUAGUGACCAUGAUGAGCAAUCUUGGACACUUUGAGAAAAUGCUCUCAAGAUCGCAUAGUAACUAUCUGGCUCAGCUUUCCGUGGAUCAUCUUGCUCAAGGGAAUACGGCUAACGAAGUUUUGAGCAAGAUCACACUAUUGGCUUCGAUCUUGGUGCCUUUGAAUUUGAUUUGUGGUUUGUUCGGAAUGAACGUGAACGUGCCUGGCAAGACUCAAGAUGGACUUGGCUGGUUCUUCGGAAUCAUUGGUGUGAUUGCAGUAUUUGUGGUCAUAUCUUUGGUGGCUGCUAGGAGGUUGAAGUUCAUUUAG
Bacidia gigantensis is the source of this 3582-nucleotide messenger RNA. RefSeq lists its product as uncharacterized. Bases 1 to 3582 code for a protein of 1193 amino acids. Gene Ontology annotation, molecular function: translation release factor activity, codon specific; magnesium ion transmembrane transporter activity; sequence-specific mRNA binding. The transcript is spliced from 8 exons. NCBI's taxonomy places the organism in Eukaryota, Fungi, Ascomycota, Lecanoromycetes, Lecanorales, Ramalinaceae. Gene Ontology annotation, biological process: cytoplasmic translational termination; magnesium ion transmembrane transport. Gene Ontology annotation, cellular component: cytosol; translation release factor complex; membrane. The record is from RefSeq and is a predicted model, not a curated record.